AUGAAGCUUUUGGUUGUCAGCAAUCGCCUACCUCUGACAGUAAAGAAGAGCAAGGACGGUUUUGAGUACACAAAGACAAGCGGGGGGCUCGUAACCGGUCUGAGAGGCAUCAGCGAUAAGAUCAGGUUCAUGUGGUUAGGAAACAUAAGUGGUGUUGAGCUGGAUGAAGAGGAGAAGAAGGUGAUAAGAAAAGACUGCUGGGAAAAGUUCCAUUCGAUUCCUGUGUUCAUCGACCCUGUGCUCAACAGCAACUCCUACGACGGCUUCUGCAACGCCAUUCUGUGGCCAAUAAUCCAUUCGUUCAAGGACGAUGUUGCAUUCACCAUCAAGGACUACAAUGCAUAUGUCGAGUACAACACAAUCUUCUGCGAGGAGAUAUGCAAGAUUGUGGAGGACGGCGAUAUCGUCUGGGUCCACGACUACCACUUGAUGAUACUCCCUGAAAUGCUGAGGAAGAAGUCAGAUAAGAGCUUCAAGAUCAUGUUUUUCCUCCACGCCCAGUUUCCGCCGGCAGAGAUAAUGGAGACUCUUGCAUGCAGGAGAGAGAUAGUGAGCGGCAUGGCACACAGCGAUCUCAUUGCAUUCCACUCGUUUGACUACGCAAUCAACUUCGACGACACGUGCAGGGCAAACAAGGUAGAGGUAAGGUCGAAGCUGGAUGCAAUUCCAAUAGGAAUCGAUCCAGCGAUGUUCCGAAGCGCCCUUAAGGAAGAGAAGACGGUGGAAAGGAUCAAAGAGCUCCGGGAGAUGUUUAGAGGAAGAAAGAUUCUUCUGGGAGUGGACAGGACGGACUACAUAAAGGGGAUGCCACACCGUGUUAAGGGAUUCCAAAGGUUUCUCGAAAAGCAUCCUGAGUUUCUUGACAACGUGGUGUUCCUGCAGGUCGGCGUUCCCAGCAGAACAAGUGUCAAGGAGUACUCUUCGUACAUCACCAAGAUGAAUGAGCUUGUGUCAGAAACAAACAGCAAGUUCGGAUCCAUCGAGUCUGUGCACCUGUACUUCCUGAACAAGAGUGUGGACUUCAAUGAGCUGUGUGCCCUGUAUGCAGUAAGCGACAUGCUUCUUGUGACAUCUCUUCAGGAUGGAAUGAACCUUGUUGCUCUGGAGUACAUUUCAUGCCAGAACGAAAAUAACGGGGUGCUUCUGCUCAGUAGCAAUGCAGGGGCGUCCACGACAUUGCCUGCUGCAGUGGAAGUGAAUUCGUGGAACACUGAAGAGAUUGCAGACGGGAUCCACAGGGCAAUCACGAUGUCUCUAGAAGAGAGAACCGAAAGACAUGAGAUCAACAGGAAGGCUGUUGAUACCUUCACGUCUGUGGAAUGGGCAGAGAAGAACCUCGACGGGCUCUGCGACGAUUGGAGGGAAUCACUGAUGCUCUAA
This is a messenger RNA of Encephalitozoon cuniculi GB-M1, 1380 nucleotides long. RefSeq lists its product as uncharacterized. Gene Ontology annotation, biological process: trehalose biosynthetic process. The transcript has a single exon. Lineage: Eukaryota; Fungi; Microsporidia; Unikaryonidae. Gene Ontology annotation, cellular component: cytosol. The coding region runs from base 1 to 1380 and encodes 459 amino acids. Gene Ontology annotation, molecular function: catalytic activity. The record is from RefSeq and is marked provisional.